AUGUCUUGCUACGAGUACAGUCCGCUAAAGCACCCUAAAAAGUUCAGACUACUCAAGGUCUGCUAUGGAACCCCAGCUCUUCGAAGCUACAAUCCGAAAAAAGCUGAAUUGGAACUUGUCCAUGCGAGGAUCGACCAGGCUCCCCCUUACGAGGCAAUCUCAUAUGUCUGGGGAAAUCCAAACAAAACACAUACGGCUUGCUUGGCUUUAGGCAAGACCUUGGCCAUCACGGAAACCCUGGAUCAACUUCUUCCCCACCUGAGGGCGGCUUCCACUACAGGCUAUCUCUGGAUUGAUCAAAUCUGCAUCAACCAGCAAGACCGCUCCGAAGUCAGCCAGCAAGUCGGGAUGAUGGCGGAUAUUUAUAAAGGAGCGCUUAAAACGCUGGUAUGGUUGGGGAAUGCAAACGAUGUUUCUAAUCUACUCAUCAGUACCCUCGACACUAUCAGCUCUCGAGAGAACAAGUUUGUGUUCCGCGAAGACCCCUACAAUGAAAGUUGGGAAGACGAAUCCCGACUCGUAUCCUAUCUUGAAAGUACCUUUGUGCGCCCAUGCUCUACGCACUCUGUGCCACAAAUGGAUGAUGACGAAACUUACAGCAUUGGUUCUGAAGAACAAGAUAUGGACUUCUGCCAUGCCUGUGUUUUGCAGGCUGCGAGUAAUAGAAGACGAGCUGCUUGUGCUUUCAUGAACAGGCCUUGGUUCUGUAGAUGCUGGAUCGUCCAAGAAGUCUUACUCUCUAAGGAAGUUAAGAUGAUGAUUGGGAGUCAGGCGAUUGCUCCGAACGAUCUCCUGAGAAUCUUGUACGCGAGCCUCUUCACUUCUUUGGAAGAAGACUUGGGGUUUGUGGAUAUCUGGGCAGAAACCUCAGGAAUGCGUCCCUUUUGCUUCAUGAUGGCAUUUUGGGACUAUUUGGAAAGAGGUAACUUCUCGACAUUUGGCGCUAUCUUGGACGACAUAAGAUGCUAUCGUGUUCGAGGAUAUUUGAAAGCAACAGACAAGCGCGACAUGAUUUAUUCCCUCAUAGGCCUUCAUCCCAACGGCAGAGCCCUGAUCACUCCGGACUAUUCUUUGUCAGUCGAGGAUGUCUAUACGGACACAACCAGGAGUAUCAUAGAGGAACAUCGCAACCUUAAGGUUCUCGGGAUAUGCGAGCAGUUUUACGACCAGGAGCCAACGUUAGCACUGCCCUCUUGGGUGCCAGACUGGUCUCGAGAAAUUUCUUGCAGGCCAUUAUGCAGCCCAAGUCGGGACAAUGAUCAUUUCGGGGCCUCCGGCGACUCCGAGCAUCAAGUCCAACCGAGAAUACUGUCACGUAAAUUAGUUGUUGCUGGUGUCUGCGUUGACAAAAUUACCUUCACCCAUCCAUACAAGCAUUUUCAACACGGACUACCCGAGAACAGGCUUCAAGGUACUGACGCUAAGGUUUCAAGCGUAGACACGACCGUGCCUACCGCACCAGCCGUGAAUGAGGAAACCAAAGAACGUCUGGCUCAUCUUCUCAAUGGUCUAGAAUUCGAGGGCCUACCAAUCAAUACCACCGACAAAGACUAUAAUACCCAGGAAAGAAGCAAGAUACUGGAGCAGUAUGCCGCCGGAAGGUCCAUCUGUUAUGGGACAAGUGAACGAGUUGGCCUUUCCCCUCUGCCCACAGUCACUGGAGAUAUGAUCUGGGUAAUUCGUGGUUGCCCCGUCCCAAUUGUUCUUCGCCAGUUGCUUGAAGGGGAAUAUCAACUUGUGGGCGCUUGUUGUCUGGAGGGGUUCAUGAAGGGUGAGGUCUGCGAAAAGAUUCAGGCGGAAGUCUGCACAAUUUGUUUAGUAUAA
Molecule: messenger RNA, 1824 nt
Organism: Aplosporella prunicola CBS 121167
Lineage: Eukaryota; Fungi; Ascomycota; Dothideomycetes; Botryosphaeriales; Aplosporellaceae
Exons: 2
Coding region: 1-1824 (607 amino acids)
Source: RefSeq, a predicted model, not a curated record